Messenger RNA from Coregonus sp. 'balchen', 282 nucleotides. NCBI's taxonomy places the organism in Eukaryota, Metazoa, Chordata, Actinopteri, Salmoniformes, Salmonidae. The record is from the annotation of a GenBank genome assembly.
AUGCUGAAGUGUCAGAAACCGAAGCCCAGCAAAGCGGCUCCUCCCAGUAGGAACAGCGUGAACUCGACCCUCGCAGAUUCCACCCUGGUCUCCAACGAUGCCUACUGGUACAGUCUAUUUCUAGCAGAGACCAGGAAAGGAAAGCUGGUGGUCAGACAGCCUGUGCCAAAGGCGGGCUCCAGAUACAUCGUGUCCAGUAUACCAAGGAGCACGGGCCUGACAGAGACCAGCGACUCAGCAGCCUCUACUCUGCAGGUAAUAAUGACCAACACCUCCGCAUGA